Perca fluviatilis (European perch) is the source of this 1295-nucleotide messenger RNA. RefSeq names its product claudin-18-like. Gene Ontology annotation, molecular function: structural molecule activity. Gene Ontology annotation, cellular component: plasma membrane; bicellular tight junction. The transcript is spliced from 5 exons. Bases 335 to 1114 code for a protein of 259 amino acids. The record is from RefSeq and is a predicted model, not a curated record. Gene Ontology annotation, biological process: cell adhesion; bicellular tight junction assembly. Lineage: Eukaryota; Metazoa; Chordata; Actinopteri; Perciformes; Percidae.
UUUAGGUUUUUCACAAACGCAAUUUGCAUUUUAAAAAAACAUGAUUCAAGUAUAAUAAUUAGCAAUUAAAGAACCACAUUAUGUUUAGCGUUUACUGACCAGAAAUACUAAGCAACAUUAAUCUUCACUAAUACGCUCCACCCAACUUCUUCUGUACAUGACUGGGCUGUGUGCAAACAAGCAGGGUCAUUGGUGAAGUCCUUUUUGACUUCACACCUGCCGAUAUCAUAUUCAAACACACAGCCGCACUGCUGAGGAGCGGCCGAUAGCUUUUGAAUCUUGAAUUUUGAGUCUUUUUUUUUUCGUCCCCAGCCAGCAGAAAAAAUACAGCAGCAUGGCAGCCACUCUCUGUCAAGUAAUGGGCUUGCUUUUGAGUUUGUUAGGGGUGGCAGGAAUAAUCGCAGCGACGGGGAUGGACCAGUGGGCAACCGAAGACCUCUUUGAUAACCCUGUGACGGCCAUUUUCUCCUACUCAGGCCUGUGGAAUUCAUGCGUCCGCCAGAGCUCCGGCUUCACAGAGUGCCGACCGUAUUUCACCAUUCUGGGACUGCCAGCUCUGCUCCAAGCAGUGCGGGCCCUAAUGAUUGUUGGUAUUGUUCUCGGAGCCAUCGGCUGCCUGAUCGCCAUCUUUUCAAUGAAGUGCUUGAAAAUGGGGAACAUGGAGGACAACAUCAAAGCCACAAUGACUCUGACUUCUGGAAUCAUGUUUCUUCUUGCAGGCGUGUGUGGCAUUGCUGGGGUGUCGGCCUUUGCUAACUUGAUUGUGCAAAGUUUUCGGUUCACAACCUUCGCCGAUGGUGGGUUCAGUUCAUUUGGAGGAGCGGGUAUUGGUGGACUCUCAGGAAAUCUGACUCCAAGGUACACUUUUGGCCCUGCUCUUUUCGUGGGCUGGAUCGGUGGAGCUAUCUUGGUCGUUGGAGGCGUCAUGAUGUGUCUGGCCUGCCGUGGAAUGACUCCAGAUAGAAACAGAGCGUACGACGGGAUGGCCUACAAAGCUGCUUCUCACCACACUAUCUACAAGUCGGACACCAGACCCCGUCCAGCCAUCAAUGACUCCUACAAGGCCCAGAGUGUGGAGGGAAGGCAGUCCAACCAGAGAUUUGACUACGUGUAGAAUCAUUUCACUCCUAUAGAUACCUCUCUUUUAUAUUCUGCUGCUGUGUGAUGAUGUUUUUCUCUUGUCUUUUGCCUGCAUUCAUGAGAAGAGACUUUUUCUUAUUUCUCUCUACUAUAAUUUGGCUGAACUGCAAAACAUUUAAGGUAUUUUUUUAUUGUGUUUUUAAUAACAUCAUAUA